UUAUCAGGGCCGCCAGCUUGAGCGGCUGCCUGCUGAAGACUGCCCCCUCUCUGGAUCCCAGCGGCACUAAACCCCCAACCGCCCCCGCCCCCGGCACUGGGGGUGGGGGUGAGGCCUGCGCCAGAAGGUUCUCCGCAAUUCUUGGGAAGGUGUAGCAUAAGUCCUCCCUAUUGGAGGCUCUGCUCUCCGCCCUUAUCUGCGGCUUCGGCCCCGCCUGGCUGCUGCGUCCACAGGACUCUGUGCCCUGGGGCUGCCUGGCAUCUGGGAGUCUCCUUAGAGCCAGGACUCUUCUGGCAGAGGCUGCGGCUCACCAGUGUCUUCUGGCCCCUCAAUGAGUGAGGCAAACCGAACCACUGUGGAGCCCUCGGAGCUCCCCACAGCAUCGGCCGUAUCCCCUGGACUGGGCAGCGGGGCCCGGGCAUGGCCUGUGCUGGUAGGGGUCGUGCUGGGGGCUGUGGUCCUUUCUCUCCUCAUCGCACUUGCUGCUAAAUGCCACCUCUGCCGCAAAUACCGUGCCAGCUACCAGCACCGCCCGCUGUCUGGGACAGUGAAAGGGGUCCGCCCCGAGGUGGGUGAAGAUGAGGAUGAUGAUGGUUUCAUCGAGGACAAUUACAUUCACCCUGGGGUUGGUGGGCUGGGGACGGAGGGAAGUAGGGACCACUUCUCCCUCUGAGCCCUCAUCUUCGGACCCCCCCCACCCCUGUGCCCGACAGCUUAAGGACAGCAGAUACUUUGUGGGAACCACAAGCCUCAGGGACUUGGUGGCUAGGGCUUAAGGACGGAGCAGGGGUAGAUCAAUGCCCCCUUCCUUGACACUAGCCACCAAAGUGAAACACCCUCUCUUGCUCCGUAACCCUCAAUGGCUCCCUCCUGUUCUUGGGAUAAAGCCUACCAAGGCCCUGGCUGUGAAAUCAGGCCUCCGUCAGCCUUUGGCUUCCUUUCCUGCCUUUCCCGACUUUACUCCCUGCUUAACCAAUUAUUUGUUAUUCCUCCCCCACCUACCAUGCUGCUUCUCCAUGGACCUUUGCUCACACUCUUCCCUUGUCUCCCUGCCCUUCUCUUCUCCCAAGUCCUUUAUGACAGUGAUGAGAAUCCCUGGCCAGUAGACCCCAUGUGGGCUGCCUACCUGCCAGCAUUUCACAUGUGCCCAGGUGAUAACGUCUUAGCAGGUGAAAAUCAUUGUGCCAAGUUUCUCAGGGAGAUUUUUUUCCUAUCAAUCAAGUGGUAAUCUAAAUAGUUAUAAUAUAUUAUGUUUUUCACAGAUACUAAUAAAUCUAUUUUCAUUUUAAAUAAAAA
Lagenorhynchus albirostris (white-beaked dolphin) is the source of this 1296-nucleotide messenger RNA. RefSeq names its product chromosome 2 C1orf210 homolog (gene C2H1orf210). Lineage: Eukaryota; Metazoa; Chordata; Mammalia; Artiodactyla; Delphinidae. The transcript is spliced from 3 exons. The coding region runs from base 332 to 673 and encodes 113 amino acids. The record is from RefSeq and is a predicted model, not a curated record.